AUGUCGCGCUUUUUCUACGGCAACGACAGCGACAGCGACACCAGCGGCUCCGACGAGGAGGAGCUCUACAGCGAUGACGAGGUCGAGAAGUCCGAGGAGGAAUCUAGCGAGGAGGAGGACGCCUCUUCGGAGGAGGAGUCCUCUGAGGAUGAGGACGCUGGAAAAACCGGUGUCAACCGUUUCAUGAAGGAUGUGAGCGACAGCGAAGAAAGCGAGGAGGAAGAUGUGGUCAAGGUCGUCAAGAGUGCGAAGAACAAGCGACUGGAGGAACUCGAGAGCACGAUCAAGUUGAUCGAUAAUGCCCAAAAGAUCAACGACUGGGCGGUUAUCUCAGCAGAGUUCGAUAAGAUGAACCGUCAGAUCGUCAAGGUCCUCCAGUCCGGCCCCGUUCCCAAGAUUUACGUCAAGACCGUUGCGGACCUCGAGGAUUUCGUCAACGAGGCCGUCACCAAGCAGAAGUCGUCGAACAAGAAGAUGAACGCUAGCAACGCCAAGGGUUUCAACGCCAUCAAGCAGAAGAUCAAGAAGAACAACAAGGAGUAUGCUGCGCAGGUCGAGAAGUACCGGGCGAACAAGGAUGGCUACAUGGAGAGCGAGGAUGAGGAAGAGAAGAAGAAGCCCGCCCCUGCUGCCCCUCGCCUGAGCAAGCUUGAGCGCGUUGAGGCCCCCGCUGCCUUCGCCGGAGACGACGAUGGUUUCGCGACCGUUGGCCGUGGCGGAAAGACCCUCCAGUACACCCCCGAGAGUAUCCUGAAGCACCUCCGCGUUAUCGUCGAGUCACGAGGAAAGAAGAACACCGACCGUCUCGAGCAGAUCAAGACCAUGGAGAAGCUCCUGGAGGUGGCCCAGACCCCUUACCAGCGCAUCCGUGUCUACCUCACCCUCAUCUCCACCCGUUUCGACCUUACUACCACAUCCACCGCUGCUUACAUGAGCGUCGACCAAUGGAAGGCCGCCGAGCAAGAACUGGCUACCCUGCUUUCCGUUCUUGAGACGGAGCGCAACUACAUCGUUAGCGAAGGUGCCGAGGAGUGGGAGGACGACGAGAAGCAGCCUCAGGUUGCCACUGGCGAGACUUUCUACAUCCCUGGAAGCAUCGUUUCAUACGUCGAGAGAUUGGAUGAUGAGCUCACACGGUCUCUGCAACACAUCGAUCCUCACACUGCCGAAUACAUUGAACGUCUGAGUGAUGAGAAGCAGUUGUACGCUAACCUUGUGCGAACUCAGAUCUACGUCGAGGCUCUCACAAGGAUGGAGAAGACGGAUCAGCGCCAGGACAGCCUGAACCGGGUUGUUAUGAGGAGACUUGAGCACGUCUACUUCAAGCCUUCUCAGGUUGUCACAAUUUUGGAGGAGGGCACAGAGAAGGCCCUUCCUUCCGAGCUGGAGACUUCCAUCACAACCCGUGGUAACACGGACGCCCUGACCCUGGUCCAGACGCUAUGCAACUACCUUUUCAAGAACAGCGACGGUAUCCUCCGGGCGCGUGCUAUGCUGGCUCAGAUCUAUUUCCUCGCUCUUCACGACCAGUACUACCGUGCUCGUGACCUCAUGCUCAUGUCCCAUUUGUCCGAGAGCAUCGCCAACUUCGACGUCAGCUCCCAGAUCCUCUUCAACAGGACCCUGGUCCAGAUUGGUCUGUGUGCCUUCCGCGCUGGCCUUAUUUACGAGGCCCAGAACACCCUCUCCGAGAUCUGCGGUAGCGGACGUCAAAAGGAGCUUCUCGCCCAGGGUAUCAUUCUCCAGCGUUUCUCCACCGUCUCCCCCGAACAGGAGCGUCUCGAGCGUCAACGCCAACUCCCAUUCCACAUGCACAUCAACCUUGAACUGCUCGAGUGCAUCUACCUUACUUCCAGCAUGUUCCUUGAGGUUCCUCUGAUGGCCCAGACCUCCUCUUCCCCCGAGAUGAAGCGCCGCGUCAUCUCCAAGACUUUCCGCCGCAUGCUCGACUACAACGAGCGACAGGUCUUCACAGGUCCCGCUGAGAACACCCGUGACGGCGUCAUCAUGAGCGCCAAGUUCCUUGCCGCCGGCGACUGGAAGAAGGCCGCCGAGAUGCUCAACUCCAUCAAGAUUUGGGACCUUAUGCCGCAACCAGAGAAGAUCAAGGAGAUGCUCUCCCAGCAGAUCCAGGAGGAAGGUCUCCGCACAUACCUCUUCACCUACGCCCCCUUCUACGACAGCCUCUCCAUCUCCACCCUGUCAACGAUGUUCGAGCUCUCUGAGAAGAAGAUCGCCGCUAUCAUCAGCCGCAUGAUCUCCCACGAGGAACUCGGCGCCGCCCUCGACCAGGUCAACGACGCUAUCAUCUUCCGCAAGGGCGUCGAGCUCUCCCGCCUGCAGUCCCAGAUCGUCACCCUCGCCGACAAGUCCAUGAACCUCCUCGAGGCCAACGAGAAGACCCUCGAGCAACGGACACAGGGCAUGGCCAAUGCCUUCCAGCGCGACCAAGGUGCUGGUGGCCGUGGCGGCCGCGGUGGCCGAGGUGGUGGCCAGGGUCGUGGUGGACCCCGAUUCCCUGGUGGAGGCCAGCGCCGGCCCGGUGGUCAGCAAUUCGGUGGUGGUGCAUUGGGUGGAGCGAUCAAGGCAUAA
Molecule: messenger RNA, 2592 nt
Organism: Aspergillus mulundensis
Lineage: Eukaryota; Fungi; Ascomycota; Eurotiomycetes; Eurotiales; Aspergillaceae
Gene: nip1
Product: translation initiation factor eIF3 core subunit c
Exons: 2
Coding region: 1-2592 (863 amino acids)
Biological process (GO): translational initiation
Cellular component (GO): eukaryotic translation initiation factor 3 complex
Molecular function (GO): RNA binding; translation initiation factor binding; translation initiation factor activity
Source: RefSeq, a predicted model, not a curated record